Cercopithifilaria johnstoni is the source of this 2005-nucleotide messenger RNA. Lineage: Eukaryota; Metazoa; Nematoda; Chromadorea; Rhabditida; Onchocercidae. The record is from the annotation of a GenBank genome assembly.
GGGUCAAGAUGAAGAAUGUGUUUCACAGUUUAUCUACCACAAGUUGAUGGGCCACGAUAUUGAUGAUAUUAUUUUUAAAGUAUCAUUGCCAAAAAGAUUUAGUGUACCGGGUUUACCGGAGUUGAAUCACAGUCAAGUGCAUGCAGUUAAAACUGUUUUACAACGACCCCUAUCACUUAUUCAGGGACCACCUGGAACCGGUAAAACUGUAACUUCCGCAACCAUCGUAUAUCAUCUUGUAAAACAAACUAAUGGUCAAGUACUUGUAUGUGCGCCAUCCAAUAUUGCAGUUGAUCAGCUAGCUGAGAAAAUACAUCGUACAGGAUUAAAGGUUGUUCGUCUAUGUGCGAAAAGCCGUGAAACGCUUGAUAGUCCUGUUGCCUUUCUCGCGUUGCAUAAUCAACUGAAAGCCUUGCAUGGUGCAGCUGAGUUGCAUAAGUUGCAGCAGUUGAAGGAGGAAAUGGGAGAAUUGGCAGAUGCUGAUGAGCGUCGCUUUCAUGCUUUGCGCAUAGCAAAAGAAUGCCAACUGCUGUCCGCUGCUGAUGUUAUCUGUUGUACUUGCGUCUCUGCUGCGGAUAAUCGUCUCUCACAUAUGAGGAUUAAAUGUGUUUUGAUUGACGAAUCGACCCAAGCCACGGAACCUGAAGUAAUGGUAGCUGUUGUUUGUGGUGUUCGGCAAUUAGUACUUGUUGGCGACCAUUGUCAGUUGGGCCCUGUUAUCAUGUGUAAGAAAGCAGCUAAAGCUGGUUUAUCACAAUCACUUUUUGAACGGCUCGUUUUACUCGGAAAUCGCCCAAUUCGUCUGCAAGUGCAAUAUCGUAUGCAUCCCGUGCUUUCUUCUUUCCCGAGCAAUGUUUUCUACGAAGGAAGUUUACAAAAUGGUGUUACAGAGGGGGAGCGACAAUUGAUUGGGAUUGAUUGGCAGUGGCCAGUACCGGAUAAACCGAUGAUGUUUUGGAGUUGCUAUGGCCAAGAGGAGCUUAGCUCGUCAGGCACGUCAUUUCUAAAUAGAACUGAAGCAGCAAACGUUGAGAAACUAGCCACUCGCUUUCUGAAAGCUGGAAUAAAACCGGAACAAAUUGGUAUAAUCACUCCUUAUGAAGGACAAAGAUCGUACAUUGUGCAGUUUAUGCAAACGCAGGGUGCUUUGCAUAGUAAAUUGUAUCUCGAAAUGGAGGUUGCGAAUGUGGAUGCUUUUCAGGGUCGCGAAAAAGAUAUCAUAAUAGUGACUUGUGUUCGAUCUAAUGAUCAUCAAGGCAUUGGUUUCUUGAAUGAUUCCAGACGUUUGAAUGUUGCAUUAACUCGCGCUAAAUUUGGCCUUAUCAUAGUUGGCAACGCAAAGGUACUAUCGAGACAUCCACUUUGGAAUUAUUUACUAUCACUAUUCAAAGAAAAAGGUUGCCUUGUCGAAGGUCCGCUGAACAAUUUGAAGCCGUCGCCAAUUACACUUUCUAAACCGCGUCGUAUUCCGAACGUUAUGAAUAUGAAUCGUUUUAUUCCACGUGGAGCAGUUUUGGCGAAAGAUAUGCAGGGUAAUGCAUUUAGUACUCGCAGUCGAGAUUUUCGAUCGAUACAAGAUCCAUUCGCAGCCAUUACUCAUGGUCACUUGCGACCUCAAAAUGGAAUUAACAUCCCGGUACCAAUGCAGAUGUUUGUUCAACCACCACCGCCACCUCAUUAUUACCAACCUCCACCUCAUCCACAUCAUGGCGAUUUGAAUUCUGCUGCUGCUACUACUGCACGAAAUCGCAAACAUUUGGAAGCAAUGAAUAUGUUUAGUUCUCAACAAUCUCAAGAUCCAAUUUUUAUGCAACAGAUCGGCGAGAUGUCAGGUAUAUCGCAGGAUAUAUCGGAUUGGACACAGUCGCAAACGCAGCAUGGUACUCGUGAAGGAGGUACUUCGUAUAGCCAGGAUCAAUUAUUGGUUAGCCAAAUGGAAUCACUUUUUCUGUCGCAAGAUGCAAAUGUGGAUAAUUAUAAUUUCGGUGAUGUAAGCCAGUAUUAA